UUCCCUUCUGUAUAAGAGGAUUCUCACGUUGCCAGUUGCAAGGCAUCCAGGACUCUGAACCUCGGGGAUAUUUGGGAUCACAAGCCGAGUGGUGAGGUGAGUAUCUGAGCUUCGGGCGUCACAUCUCCGUCAGCUGUGAUGAUGAUGAUGAUGAAGAGCUAUUCCAGCGCAGCUGUACUCGUUGCGGCGUCGUUUCUUCUGCUCAGCUGUGGCUCGCUGUGGCGGCCCGUCCAUGCCAGGGAUUGGGUCGGGCAGAGAUAUGUAGACGAAGCAGAAUUCGUGCUUGUGCAUGGAGCCAGCGGAGGUGCGUGGAACUGGUAUAAAACGCUCACUGCGUUGCAGCACAGCGGGUUCAAGACGUCGGCUGUGGACCUGACUUCAAAUGGCAUCGACAAGACGAGCUCAGACAACGUCACCUCGCUCGCUCAAUUCGCCCAGCCCCUAACGGACUAUCUGGGAAAUGUGGCGGGCAAGGUUAUACUGGUCGGUCACAGCUUGGGAGGGGUCUCAAUCUCCUACGCCAUGGAGAUGUUUCCCCACAAGAUUAUCAAAGCUAUAUAUGUGACAGCCAUCAUGCCCAAGAACAAUCAGAGUGCAGUUGACACAUUUCCACCGGAUCUGUUUCCGAGCUUCCUGGCGAAUGGAGUGUUCUCUCUGAAUUACGCGAAUGGCCUCAACUCCAACCCGACUUCAAUCUCGAUCAACCGCUCAAAUGUGAUCGACUACAUCGCCCAGGAAUCUCCGUUAGAGACGCAAUUGCUCGCUCUGGCUUUGUUGGGAUCCACACCCUACGGAGGAUUCGCCCUCCCUCUGACGCUCACGCCUGAAAGAUAUGGAAGCGUUCGCCGAUUUUACGUGGUGACUGGCAGAGACAAGCUACUUCCUCCGAGCUACCAGGAGUCACUCUUCGAGGCCAACCCGGUGGAAGCAGCAUUUCGUCUGCAGAAAUCCGAUCACUGUCCCUUCUUCAGCUACCCGGAAGAACUCACGGCUCUUCUGCUGUACAUCGCACUCCUGUAGUUGGCCAGACCUGCCCUGUUCUGCUCUGCUCUGCUCUGGUGAAGAAAGUGGCCCGUCUCCUGUGGCAAUGAAGGUCGCUCAUGUGAACGACAAAUUUCCUGCGAGCCUGUGCCGGCUUCGGGCCCUCGAAAGACUCUACACCCAGAGAUGAUCAGACAUGUCUGCCUUUAGAUACGGCUUAAGAAAGCCUGAGAGUGGAUGUACUCUGCAGCCAGCUUCCGGCAGAUAUCUAAUUAAGCCCAUUCUUGUAGGAUUCCUUGGAAUUCCAGAUGCAAAUGGCUGGUGUUGCUGCUUGGGUUGGCUUGGGUUGGCUUUCAUCCUUCCCACUGUGUCGGCUCGAUCGUGUCACACAUUAUUCAGGUCUCUGUCUGUGUCUGCUUGACAUCA
Messenger RNA from Marchantia polymorpha subsp. ruderalis, 1407 nucleotides. NCBI's taxonomy places the organism in Eukaryota, Viridiplantae, Streptophyta, Marchantiopsida, Marchantiales, Marchantiaceae. The record is from the annotation of a GenBank genome assembly.